Molecule: messenger RNA, 4042 nt
Organism: Penaeus chinensis
Lineage: Eukaryota; Metazoa; Arthropoda; Malacostraca; Decapoda; Penaeidae
Gene: Snx27
Product: sorting nexin-27-like
Exons: 10
Coding region: 97-1572 (491 amino acids)
Biological process (GO): signal transduction; intracellular protein transport
Cellular component (GO): early endosome
Molecular function (GO): phosphatidylinositol-3-phosphate binding; protein binding
Source: RefSeq, a predicted model, not a curated record
CAUUACCCCUCGAGCUAGCGUGCGAGCUUACAGGUAUAAUCAUGGCAGAGAGGGGACAGUGAAAACAAACCUUUUCCCACCGAAAGUGAUCUAAAAAUGAGCAGUUUCAACCCCGGGCCGCGGGUGGUGACCAUCUACAAGACUGACACGGGGUUUGGGUUCAACGUGCGAGGUCAGGUCAGCGAGGGAGGUCAGUGGAGGCCGAUAAAUGGCGAAUUAUACCCUCCUCUGCAGCACGUCUCAGCGGUGUUGGAAGGAGGCGCGGCUGAGCAGGCUGGGAUACGCAAGGGAGACCGAAUCCUCGAGGUGAAUGGGGUGAAUGUGGAAGGUGCUGAACACCGAUAUGUAGUAGAGCUCAUCAAACAAGGUGGAGAUGUUCUUAAGCUGACGGUGAUCUCGGUUUCUCAGAAGGAAGCAGAGAGGCUAGAGCCAAGCGAAGAGACUUCAGGGUUUUCAUAUAUAGACUAUAGUGAGAAACGAUCGCUACCCAUAUCAAUUCCUGACUACUCGUACAUAGAAACGGCAGGGGACAAGUAUGUUGUUUUCAAUAUCUACAUGGCAGGGCGUCACCUCUGUGCUCGCAGAUACAGAGAAUUUGCUGUCCUACACAAUAACCUCAAGAGGGAGUUCAUGGAUUUCAAUUUCCCAAAGCUACCUGGGAAAUGGCCAUUUUCCCUCUCUGAGCAGCAGCUCGAUGGACGGAGGCGAGGACUAGAGCUUUACCUAGAAAAAGUGUGUGCUGUGAGAGUGAUAGCAGAGUCUGAUAUAAUGCAGGAUUUCCUGAAUGAUUCAGAUGAUCAUCAGGGAAACAGCAUUCGUGUAGACCUCAAAGUAUUACUUCCUGAUAAGACUGUGGUGACAGUGACUCAGGCCAAGAAUGUAUUGGCUCACCAGGUAUAUCAAGCAGUUGUGGAGAAAAUUAAUCUCCCUCCAGAGACAGCAAAGUGCUUUGCACUUUUUGAGAUUGUAGAAUAUAACUUCGAGCGUAAAAUAAGUGAUGACGAAUUUCCCCACAACCUGUACAUUCAAAACUAUAGCACUGCAACAGCAACGUGUCUCUGUCUGCAUCGCUGGAUCUUCAACCCACAGAGAGAGAUACGCCUUUGUGCAACUGAUGACACUGCUCACACAUGGCUGUUUUGGACGGCUGUGGAAGAUGUGAAUCGAGGCCAUAUCAAACCCACAGAUCAAUUGUAUCAGUUAAAGGCAUUGCAAGAUGUUGCUCGAAAGGAGCAGUACCUCCAGGUUGUCCGUGGAUGUGAAGGUUAUGGCGAUAUAGUGUUCCCUCAUUGCCCAUGUGACUCCAGGAAGAAGGGACAUGUUGUUGCCUAUGUGGGUUACAAGUCAUUUAGGUUACAAGCUUGUAAGGAAGAUGGUACAUUACAGACGCAGGUAAUUGACUUUGCCUGGUCAACGAUUGAGAAGUUUGAAAUAGAUGAUGAAGGCAUGGCAUUCUGCUUCCUGUAUCGGCAAACUGAGGACCUUAUCAGAUGGGUGAAAAUUUUCACUCCUUAUUAUCACUUCAUGGAUGAAUGCUUCCAACGAAUCCAGGAAGAACAGCAGUGGACGUAGGUAGCUGGAAGCGGCAUUUGACUUAGGAAAUUAUCGAAACUUAAGGUGGAAUAUAUCUGAUUGUAGAUAUUGUGAAAUAAGAGUUCUGUUUUGAAGGAACAGAAGUAGAAGAAGAAAUCACUAUGAAAUUAUACUUGGGUUGUAUUUCUGCUGGUCAUUCCAUUGUGAAUUGAAGAUAUUGUGUUUAUUAUUAUCGCAGUUAGUUAUUGUUUUAAUUAUUAUUUAAUCAUCAUUAUUAAUGGUAUUAUCAAUAUUAUCAAUUAUUAUUAUUUUUUUUUCUUCUAAUUCUUAUUAUUAUCAUCAUCAUUAUUGUUAUAAUUAUAUUAUAGGAGGAACUAAUUUGAUGAUGUAUAAAUUGAAGUAUUUCAGUUACCUAAAAUAUUAAAUGUACGUAAAUACUCCCCUCCCCUCUCCCCAUGAAAAAUGAGGAAAAUAAGGAAAAAUCCAGAAAUAAAUCCGAAUACUACUUUUAACUUGACAUCAUGGAAGUACAUGUAUGUUAUGCAAGGAGACAGAAGAGAUAUAUAUUUAGAGUAACUUAACAACGCAGUCCAAAGAACCAUUGUUAGAUCUGUACACUGUAGGUUGUUAGAACCUCUCUUGAGUAUGCUAACAGAAUGGAUGUAUGACGUUACCUAUCCACUAGCUGUGUAAUAGGAAGCUGUUCCGCCAGGCACUAUACAUAAAUGUUUUUAGCUAUGUAUGAAGAUUAUCAAAUAACAUUAAUUUCUCAUGUUUUUAGGUGUUUUUAAGAUAUAUUAUUGAGUGAUAAUUUGUGCUCAAGUCUAAUAUUGUCUAUUUUCCAAUGAAAACUGGUCAAUAUGACAUGUACAAUAUCACAGAGACUUGUAAAGUGUAUCUGUGAACACUUAAGGAAAUGAAAAAAAAAGAGAGAUUCCCGAGGGAGAAAGUAUGCAUGGUGUGUAGUGUAAUUUGCCUUUGGUUCGUAAUUGAGGUAUGUAUUAAUCUUGUGUUGUUCACGUACUUGUUUCUUGUUUACGGACAUGAUACUAUUGAUACAUAUAUAUAAUUUUUGUCUUCAACAUUAUUGAUUAAUUGGUUGACAUUUUUUUUUCGUUGAGUAAAAAUUAUCACUGAUUGAUUUACAAAGAUGUAUGAUACUGUAGCUGUAUGAUUUAGUAUGUGAUAUUAAUUGUUGGUUGAUGUAGUACUUUAUUUUGACUCUGCUAAGGAGUCUUUAGAUUACGUAAAACAAUUUGAAGGUACUCAUAUGUUACAAGGAGUUAUUUCACCAAAGCAGUCUGCCAUGAAUCAUUUUGAACGCACUCCAGGAAUAGCAUAGUACUGAUAGGAUCUACCUGCAUCCUGCUUAUUAGCCUUGGGUUUACAUGGAGAAAAAGGAAGAAAUUAUUUAUUCUGUGCCCUUUCAUCCCCAUUCUAUCUAUACACAAGGCUUUGAAAAUGAACAUUGUUCCACUGUUUUGUCACUGAUUCAUGUAUUAGUGCUAGUUAAUUUUUAUAGAUAUUUUUGUUCACUGAAUGCCAGUGUAGAUGUGAUACAGAUAGCUCUAUUAGACCUUUUUAAGUUGCAUUCAUGUGUAGAAUUAUUGGUCUACAGUAUUAUAAUUAUCUAAAAUAGGGUCACCAUGUAAUACUUACCUAAACUAGGGUCAUCGUAUAUGUUGUUUAUGUUAUUAUUUUUAUUGUUAUUAUGAUUAUUAUAUUCUUUUUAUAUAAUAUUCUUAUUAUUGUUUUUGGUAGACCGUUACAUAUAGGUUGAAUCCAUCUUCAUUUCACUUUCUUUGUACUCUUAUGCUGCCUCUUCAUCUUUUGACUAAUGAUAAGUUCAAAGAGUUGUAUUUUAACUUCUUACUUAAUAUGUUUUGCAUUUCACGCAUUUUACCGAUUCCAUUCAAAAUAUUUAAUGAUGCUCUUGAAGUCACCCUUCACCCGAAAUACCCUCUUUAGUUUUGGAAGGUGCGUUGAUGAUAAGGAGGAGAGGUUAUGCUUGUAGAAUCCCCAACACUCGCUUCAAAUACCCGUUGGGAAAAGGGGAGGAGAGAGAAAUAUUCCUCGGUUAACUGGCAUUGUACAUAAUAGUUUGGAUUCCCUUCCAUUCCUUGUAUUACCGACGCACCUUUCCUUAAGGACAUUCCAUUUUAUAUAAGAACUUGUUAAUGAUUUUAAGCUAGUCUGAUGAAUAUAUAUAUAUAUAUACAUACAUAUAUAUAUAAAACUAGGUUUUAUUGUAGGUAGAUAAGCACCUGUUUAUAUUUUUAUCUUUUUAUUUUUUUAAUCGAUGAAAGAUGACAUUCAUAUCUUUUAUCCAAAGAUUUGUAGUAGGAAAAAGCAAAGGAAAGUUACAUUGAUGCCUAAGGCUUUUAUCAGAUAGAGGACAUUGACCAUCAGUGAUGGACUCCCUCCCCUAGCUCCUCCUCCUCCUCCUCCUCCUCCUCCUCCUCCUCCUCCUCCUCCUCCUCCUCCUCCUCCUCCUCCUCCUCCUCCUCCU